Jaminaea rosea is the source of this 2571-nucleotide messenger RNA. Its product is annotated as P-loop containing nucleoside triphosphate hydrolase protein. Lineage: Eukaryota; Fungi; Basidiomycota; Exobasidiomycetes; Microstromatales. Gene Ontology annotation, cellular component: nucleolus. Bases 48 to 2432 code for a protein of 794 amino acids. The record is from RefSeq and is a predicted model, not a curated record. The transcript has 2 exons. Gene Ontology annotation, molecular function: GTP binding.
UCCCUUCGCUCCCCGCGCUCCCCGCAAUUGCAUCUAGUAGGCCCGCAAUGGGACGUAAGAACAAGCUGCCACCCUCUCGUGGCGGCCAGCAGGCCAAGCGCAAGCAGGACACUGGCCCGCCCGUCUUCUUCAAGCACCGCAGAGAAGAGGAGCAGCGCAAGAUGGCUGCAGACCUCAAGGGAAAGCAGCGAGAGAACGAUGAUGCCAAGACGUCGUCACUCCUUGACGAGACGGUGCGAGCGGCGGCCGGCUCCAACGAUAGUCCCGUCGCAUCGUCGUCUACGGGCGAUGCUUGGUCGCAGUACGACCACCUCAACGGCAACCACCCCGGCUCAACCGUCGACUCCUCCCUCCGAGCCUACGGACGCCACCUCCGCUCCCUCAUCUCGCAGUCGGACGUCCUCAUCCAAUUACUCGACGCUCGCGACCCGCUCGGCUCACGCUCACCCUCCACGGAAGCCCUCAUCGCUGCUCACCCGGGAAAGCGCCUCCUCUUUGUCCUCACCAAGAUCGACCUCGUUCCCAAGCAAGCUCUCGAGGGCUGGCUGAAAUAUCUGCGCUCCCUCCACCCCACGCUCGCAUUCAAGUCGAACCAGAACCUCGACGGCAAGGGCAGGGCGAGCCGCAAGUUGCACACGCAAACCAAUGCCUCGAGCUCUUCUGCCGCCACGUCCUCGCUGGAGGGCAGUACGGCUGCUCACCUCCUACAGCUGCUGAAAAACUACGCUCGCUCCCAGCCAGUCGGCAUGUCCCUCACAGUGGGCAUCUUCGGGCCCCCCAAUGUAGGCAAGUCCUCCCUUAUCAACUCCCUCGUCCGCUCCCGCGCGUGUAGCGUUGCGCCGCGUCCCGGCGAGACAAAGGCGCUGCAGACCGUCCUACUUGACAGAAAGGUGCGACUCGUGGAUAGCCCGGGUGUUGCCAUGCCUGGUGCGGGGGAGGGAGCGACGCAGGAUGUGCUGAGGGGGACGGUCAAGUUGGAAUUGGUGGAGGACCCCAUCACCCCCGUCGGGGAGAUACUGCGACGGGCGGACCCGGUCAAGGUGACGAGGUUGUACAGAUUGCCGGUCAUUGAGAUGGAGCAGGACGAGGAGCAGAGUGCGCAAGUGAAUGCGGAGCCGCAACCCAUGGUUCCCGAUGCAGAAGCUGCUGCUCCGCUGAAACAAGCGCGCAAGGUCGAUUUCCAAAGCCUACGCGACGGCAGCGAUAUGGAGGAUGACGACGACGACGACCAAGACCGCGCAUCAGACAUGGAGGAUGACCACCACUCUUUCGCUCCCAGCGAGUCGUCAGAAGUCCCCCUCGAUGCCGCCCCUUCCUCCCACUCCACGCAAGGCGGCAUCGGCUUCGACCCCUCGGAUCCCCUCGACUUCCUACUCCGCCUCGCUCUCACUCGCGGCAAGAUGCUGCGCGGCGGCAAGCCAGACGUGGAAGGUGCUGCACGCGGGGUGAUUAAUGAUUGGAACACGGGGAGGAUCAGAUGGUUCGUCGCCCCUCCUGCCACAAAGCAGGACAAAGCGCGCGAGGCUCGCGAGGCGAGGAUGGCGGGUGCGGGCGCGGGGGUGCAGGAACAGGACGACGAGAUGAAGCCUGCCGCUGUGGUGCCGAGCGAAGGUCAGGUGGCUCCCGUAGAGGAAGAGGCAACGGUAGUCAAUGGCUUCUCUGCGGCAUUCGACCUGGAGGGCUUGUUCGCUCAGGCAGAUGCGCAGAUCUUCGGCAAGUCCACUCCCGCAACCACGACACCGGCCACUGCUCCGGCGAACAAGCAGGUGCUCCAAGCUGGUGACGUUAGCGCUAGCUCGUUGGGGAAGAGGGGAAGAGCAGGGGCGAAUGAGGAAGAGGACCAAGAUGCGAGUGAGGCGGAGAGUGAGGAAAGCGAUUCGGAUGAUGAGGACCAGCCAAAGAGGAUGAGCAUGCACGCCGCCGAUGAAAGUGCGGGCAAGGAGGACGACGAGGAGAUGGCCCCGCGUCGUGCUGCGCCGCGUCAUCAAAACGCCAAUGCAUCACACGACGAGCUCUCCACCUUCCUCUCCUCCAACUCGACCAUCCCCGUGCCCCGCACGCAAGCUUCCACACAAACACAGCGCCCCUCCGGUGGGCACAAGCCGCUCAAACGCGGGCAGCGCAACAACAACAAGAAGGGGAAUCGUCGCGGUGAUUCUUCCGCAGGUGAGGAGCCCGCCUAUCUCGCCCGUCUAGCGCACAAGGCUUCUCUGCCUGCGAAUGUCAAGAAGGGAGUGGGCAAGCAGGCUGGGACGUAUGGCGAGGAGGUAGGAGGAGGAGGAGGGGGCGGGAGCGGUGAGCUCGGGAUCAGAGGGGGAAAGCGCGGUGAUGAGAGGAGAAAGAAGCGGAAGAUGGCGAGAAGAGAGGAGAGGGGGGAUGGAGGGUUGAGUGGUGGGUUUGCGGGUGUGGCAUUGCGGGAGGAGGACGAGUAGCGUGAUGAAAUGAAGCGAUGUGCUCGUCACGUCGGUCAGCAGUGUUGUCGGGCCCUCUACUGGGGUAGCAUUGAAGUCUUCAGGACCGUCUACACCUUUUAGCAUCUUUUGAUCGCCGUCCCUUGAUGCGUCUCAGAGC